AUGGGCGGCGGCCAGGGCAAGGCCGCCGAGGGCGGCGGCGGCGCCUUGGAGGCGUGCGACCACACGCCCAUCUUCGCGUGCUACGACGGCCUCCCCGAGGAGGAGGCGAUCAAAGCCAAGGAGCAGGUCGCCGCGUCGUUCGUGCGCGUCGUCGUCCCCGACGGCAAGUCCAUCUUCGAAUCGAAGGUCGGCCGCCGCGACAUGCUCAUCGUGGAAAAGGGCGAGCUCCGCAUGGUCUCGUGCCACGGCGAGAAGAACAAAAAGGACCGGCCUUUGAUCAAUAUGGUCGCCCAGGGCGAGAUGAUAGGCAUGAUGGAGCUCGUACGCGACGUCGAGUCCGAGCGCGACGAGUCCACGGGCGAGUUCCCGACGGACGUCUGCGCGGUCGGCAAGGCGGCGCUUCUCGUGCUCUCGCAGGAGGUCUACCUGAAGAACCUGCUGACGAACACGGGCGACAAGGCAGCGAAGCUGUUUUGUGAUAAUUUCGAAGCGCUCACGUGCGCGUCCGUCGUCGACUGGCUGCGAAAAGUUAAAGUCUUAUCCGGCCUCGACGACGAGUGCAUGAACAAAUUCGCGAACAUCGCCCACUUCAAGUCGAGGUUCGCGGACAAAUUGGUCGUCGCCCAGGACGCCAAGCUCACGAAGCUCCACGUCGUGCUGUUGGGCGCGCUGCGGGUCCACUGCCACGACUCGCGCGGCAACGAGAUCACCGUCGGCCACCUCCAGUCGGGCGACUUCUUCGGCGAGUCGAGCCUGGUCGACAGCGUCCGUGACGACGGAGAGCGAAUGCCUCUUCAUCUACUUCGACGCGGACAAGAUGCGCGAGGUCAUCGAGACGAUGCCACCGUGACGAAGCAGAUCGACGAGUACAUCAAGCAGAGAAUCACGGCCCAGCUCCUCGCCAUGAGCCUCACUUUAUUCGACACCAUGCGGCCCGCGGCCAUCGCGCUCUUCACCUCCGUCUUCGAGAUCCACACGUACGGCCCGGGCGACGUCAUCGUCAAGGAGGGCCAGUCGGGCGACUUCUUCUACGUGCCGGGAACCUACAUGAAGAUUAGCAGGCCCGUCGUCGAUCCGCCGGCGUCGCCUGGGUUGGAGCUGGCGAAGACGGUGUAUGCGAAUAUCAAUAGUAAGUGGUGCGAGGUCAAUGUCAUGGGCCACCGCAAUGGGAUGAUCAGCGUGUCAUGGACUGGCGGGCAGUCGCAGCAACUGUGUUUUACAGAGUUGCCUCGGAGCGAGGUCCGGACACUUGAGGAGCACAACAGUUUGAAAGGGCGUUUUCUUAUUGCGCAGUUUCCCAUGCUUGCGCGUUUCUUCGGUGGUGCCGGAGAGGCGGAGCAGCAGCAGUACAUCAGAAUGCUGGCAAGUGGAGUUAAGUCAGUUGCCGGCGACGCCUAUGAUACUACCGUCAAAGCUUGUGCAGUGGAACGGAAUAUCUCAGACAUCGGGAUGACAGAGGGCAUGAUGAUCGAAAUGUUUGCAAGCGGCCCGCAGACGCCUCAGGAGGCUUUUCUUGGUCACGUCACCUCCAAGCUGGCUGAGGCCAUCAGGACGUCUCAGCAGAGCGGCGACAGUUUGGUUAAGAUCACGGAUGCGUCGACUAAGGUAGCAAACCUUGGCCCUCAGAUGGGGCAUGGCCCCCUUUUCCCGUCCAUGCGAGCCGACACCCAGCAACAUGCGGAGGCAGCAUCUGGUCUCGCCGGGCGUGGUUGUCAGCCAGAUAAUGCCAUGCGCUUAUUCAGCGUCGAAAUCACUGUCGAGAGAGGACUCGUUAUUGGGCUCGAUCGUAAACGGAUUGUUCGCCGAGUGGGCCAAGCAGGAUAA
Messenger RNA from Aureococcus anophagefferens, 1824 nucleotides. RefSeq lists its product as hypothetical. Bases 1 to 1824 code for a protein of 607 amino acids. The transcript has 4 exons. Lineage: Eukaryota; Pelagophyceae; Pelagomonadales; Pelagomonadaceae. The record is from RefSeq and is a predicted model, not a curated record.